AUGUUGCGGCUGAUUGUGCUGACAUCCGCCCUCGUCUUGCAGGCUCGCUCCGACCUUGUCCAAGGAUCGGUAGUCGUCCCUGCCAAUCAGAUCGUUUUCCUGCACAAGUUCUGCAUAGACUCGGACCCAGAUGGAAGGACUGUGGGGGUAAUGUCAGCACAGCUCCGCUCCGGCACAGGUGGUGACCUCAAGCUCGCCGUCUUCGACGACGAGGCAGAGUCCUUGCCAGACCCAGGCCACAUCGACUGGGGCUUACAGUGUAGUUCCGACAAGCUGAAGCGAGUGACGCGCGGUCUGUUCCACGUGGACGGCAGGAGUCUGCACGCUUCCAGGGGCUUCCAGAGAGAGCAGGCCAUCAUCGAGAAGUUGCGGCCCCGCUGGUGGUAUUUUGCCGUGGUGGACUGCUCGGGAGAGGAUCGAGUACUGGAGUAUUCUUUGCAUCUGACAAACCCGCGGCUGGGUUGGCAGCGUGAGCUCUCCAUGGACCAGUGUGGCCUGGUGGCGAUGGGUCUUCUCUGUUUAUCCGGGGCCUGCGGUUUGUACUUCGCUGUCUUGUCUGUCCAGGUGUACGUUAGCGUUCGGGGCAACUGCGACAGCACGAAGCACCCCCUGCGAGUAUGUUUGCUCGGUUCCAUUUCGGUCGCGGCGGUUGGGGCACUGCUGCAACUCCUGAACGCCAAUACCAUUGCCCAGCAUGGCUCUCAGCUCCAGUUGCUCUACGUAGCAGGCAAGCUGUCUAAGUGGACUUCUAAGCUGUUGCUGAUUUGCGCGAUCAUGCUGAUCUCGAGGGGACAUGCCAUUUCGCAUCCACUGCAAAAGCGUCACGUUAUCGGGGCAUGCUCUCUUCUAGCUCCUUUAUUUGUUGGAUGUUUCAUCCUGGAUCUGAAUGGCGAGUAUGCGCAGUAUCGCAAAUACACCAACGAUUCUUUGUUCUGUUCCCGGUACGGGGCAGUGCUGGUGCUGCUCGACGUGGGCUUGUUGACAGUCUACGCACACAAUUUGCGCCGAUCGUUCACCUCAGAGACUGACACCGUUAAGCGCAGAUUUUUCGCAACGUGGGGUCCAAUGUAUGGAAUAGCUUUCGGAAUACUCCCAGUGGCCGUCAUAGUUGGGUCGACGGACUUCGUGUCGCCAUGGGUUCAAGUACGGGUUGUGCAUUUACUGACUAAUGCCGUUCAUAUAUGUCUCCUUGCGAUACUCGUGAAGAGUUUGUGGCCCGAGAAGAGCUUGCCUGCUUUCUGUCUUGAUGACCAAGGGCUCGCAGAAACAAUUGGGCUGAAAGUCGAUUUGUUGCCAACGCUUCUUCACAAGCAAGCAGUGGAGGCUACCGCAAUUCACAAGCCUGAUAAGCUGGACAUCCUGUCACAACUACAGGUCUGA
Prorocentrum cordatum is the source of this 1380-nucleotide messenger RNA. The record is from the annotation of a GenBank genome assembly. NCBI's taxonomy places the organism in Eukaryota, Dinophyceae, Prorocentrales, Prorocentraceae.